GGUCUUUUUUAAUGCAAUUAUUGGCAAUAAUACCAAUGUAUUUACAAUACCUAUUCUAUUUAGUGGCCGCCAUUUUUAUCACGUUUCAGUAUUUGAAAUAUAAUCGUUUACAUAAUUACUGGAAAGACCGCAAUAUCUCGGGUCCAAAAGCCAUACCAUAUUUUGGCAAUUCUUUGAGUCUAUUUCUAACGCCGAAGCCAUAUAUUGAGAGGCAGUGGUAUAACAGUUACGGCCGACUCUACGGUCAUUACGAGUUGGGAAAGCGGACGUUAACAGUGGCGGACCCGGAGCUCAUCAAACAGAUUCUGGUGAAGGAAUUCGACAAAUUCCGGAACCGAUUGUCGAAAGAGAGCCGUAAAAUAGCGCCAAAUAUGCCGAAACAUCUCUUCAACUCCAACGACGACGAGUGGAAACGACUCCGACUUAUAGUGAGCCCCGCAUUCACUUCCGGCAAAUUGAAACGCCUGUACCCACUCUAG
Medioppia subpectinata is the source of this 479-nucleotide messenger RNA. The record is from the annotation of a GenBank genome assembly. NCBI's taxonomy places the organism in Eukaryota, Metazoa, Arthropoda, Arachnida, Sarcoptiformes, Oppiidae.